Paramecium primaurelia is the source of this 1057-nucleotide messenger RNA. NCBI's taxonomy places the organism in Eukaryota, Ciliophora, Oligohymenophorea, Peniculida, Parameciidae. The record is from the annotation of a GenBank genome assembly.
AUGAAGAAGCAUUUAAUCUUUAUCAGUAAUGUGAAUAAACAUCAUCAAUACUCAUUAAAUAAGCCUAAUUGGCUAAUAAGAUAGGACUAUUUAAAUAGGCCAUCAAUUUUUAUAAGUUAGCUUAUGAAAUAGGAGAAAAAAAGAAUGAAAUAUUAAUAAAAAUAGGUAAAAAUUAAAGAAUAUAUCAAAUAAGGGAAAUUGUAAACUUAAAUAGGCAAUUAUACUUAAGCGAUAUAAGUCUAUAAUCAAAUUUUGAGUAUUGAUGAAAAUAAUCCCAUUGCUAUGGGUGAAUUAGGUUUUAAAUUAUCAAAAUAUAAAAGGAUAUACUCUUUAUUGUAUGGAAGAUCACAUGUAAGCUCUUACUCAAUUUACAAAAUGUUCAUAAUUUAUUUCUAUAAUACCUAAAUUCCUUAAUAAAUUAGGAGAAGAACUUUAUAGUGAAUAUAAAUAUAAUACUGCCAAGCUUUAUUAUUUAACAGCCUAUUAGAUUGAUAAAGGUUUUAAAAAUUCUAUAUUUGGAUUGAUUGACACUUGCCUAAAACUGGAAGAAUAUGAUCAGUCCUUAUAAUAUUGUCAAAUUCUUUUAGAAAUGGAUCCUAAUUGCAUAGAAGCAAAUUUAAGAAAAAGUAUUAUUAUAUUUAUUAAUUUAAAAGUGAAAGUGAAGAUUUUGACUAAUAAAAUUGAGGAAGCUGAAGAAAUAGCUAAAUAAUUAGAUGAAAUAUAACUUGAUUAUUAAGCUUAAUAUUAAUUGAUUGAUUUGAAAGGGUUAAUACUCCUUAAGAAAUAAUAAUACUUAGAUUGCAUAAACUACCUAAAAGAUUUCAUUGAUGAGGAUAAAUAUAUAAUAAAAUUAAUUUUUACUACAGCUAAAUGUUAUUAUAAGCUUAAAAGAUAUGAAGAGGCAUUAAAUCAUUUAGAAAUGGUGUUUGAUGUUUAUCAAAACUAUUAUCCAGCAUUAUAAUUGUAAUGUAAUAAUAUAUAUAUAUAUUUACUUAGAUAAAAUAUUGAUUCAUACUAAUAAAUUAAAGGAUGCAGAAUUAAUAAAAUAAAAUAUUGA